AUGGCUAUUGAAACGGAAUGCAAUGCAGAUCGGACUUAUAUUGUAGGAGAAGAUACUUUAUUAGAAGCGUUGAAAGAGAUGAUGAGAAGAACCGCUGGCCCUGCUACAUCACCCUUGCCUCCCGCAAGCUGCAUCUUCAACGUUCCCGAAGCUCUCUGGAUGCAUAAUCCGAAGGCAUAUGAGCCUUACGUCGUCUCAAUCGGACCCUUUCAUCGAGGACGCGAUCAUGAAAAACUCCAGCGCAUGGAAACUGUGAAGCAGUGGUAUUUAGAUACCCUUCUCGUCCGCGUGCAUAUAAGCUCACAAGAAUUCAUCCAGCGCAUUAAUGAUGAAACGGAGAAUGGCAUCAUUGAGUUUGAGAAACGGGCCCGUUCUUUUUAUGCAGAACCACUUGAUCACCUUAAAGAGAAAGAGUUCAUGGAAAUAAUGAUACUUGAUGGUUGCUUCGUAAUACAUCUACUUUGGAAGAUUGUCAAUGGGAAAAAAGAUGAUGAUGACCCCAUAUUGAACAUGGAUUGCAUGUUCCAGUAUGUAUGUCAUGAUCUUUUGCUAUUAGAAAAUCAGCUUCCUUGGUUUGUUCUCAGCUGUUUAUAUCGCCUUACCUUGGGCAAAAUCUACGGUGGACCCCCGUUCAAUGUAGUCCUUACCCAAGCCUUCCGCUCACAAAACUCGUUGGAGAAAUUUAUCGACUCCUAUUUACAAUCUCUUAAGAAAACUGGCCAGAAUAAGGAGAGUCUGAAGAAAACAGAAGAGUCUAAUGAAAAGGCUGCUUUGCACAUACUUGAUCUAAUCAGAUUUUUCAUUGUUUUGGAAUUCGAACCAAAGAAAGGAGAGUCUGAAGAAGAGUUAGAAUCGGAUAUUCCUCCAGCCACUGCUCUCUCAGAAGCAGGCGUCAAAUUUAAAAAGGGCGACUCGGCUGAUAAUCUACUGAACAUCAAAUUUGAUAACCGGGAUUUAACAAUUCCAGAACUAGCAGUUGCAGAGUUGACCGAACCAUUUUUGAGGAACCUCAUCGCCUUUGAGCAGUGCUAUCAUGGUCGUUCUCAUCAAAUAACAUCUUACGCCGUUUUCAUGGAUAAACUCAUCAGUUCCGAUAAGGAUAUAAAGCUUCUUUCUGAGAAAAAGAUCUUAGCUAACUGGCUCAACGUUGAAGAUGGUUCUAAGUUCUUUAACAGCCUUUACAUUGACACCUCAGUCAAAGAUUUCCAGUAUCACAAACUCUGCGUUGAAGUGAAUAAAUAUUACCAUGUUAAAUGGAACAGGUACUUCGAACAAUUUAGGCGCGACUACUGCAGUACCCCAUGGAAAGUUAUUGCUUUGGCUGUAGGGAUUCUCCUUCUGCUUGUCAACUUAAUGCAGCUCGUCAUUAGCCUUCAAAUCCUCAACACUUUUUACGGGUAUAAGGGUCAAUGA
This is a messenger RNA of Prunus armeniaca (apricot), 1413 nucleotides long. Lineage: Eukaryota; Viridiplantae; Streptophyta; Magnoliopsida; Rosales; Rosaceae. The record is from the annotation of a GenBank genome assembly.